GAAUGUGUGCUGUUUCACACUCAACAUGUUCUGAUGUGGAGCAAAGCAGAAGGCAACAAUGUCAGUUGGGGUUUUGUCGUUAAACCAGUUAAACGCGUUAUUUCAAACGCAUUCUCUGUGCAAAAACGCCGAUCUAAGCAAACAUUGUGCUCUUGCACAUUCGCAUUCGCAUUCGUGUCGCCGGUUCUGAGUACAAUUCGUUUACCUUGUGUGAGCUUCAUCCCCGAAAAAUAGACUUUUGGCAGCAUACACAACCUCUCAGCGACGGAAAACGCCGAAGGAAAACAAAAAUCGCAAAGGAAAGCAGUGGAAAAGACGUCGAAUGGGAGAAAGAAAGAAAGAAAGAAACAGGGGGUGAAAAUAUCAAAUAAAUUUCUGUGCACUUUUUGGGGUAGAAAUGAGAAUUUGGCAACUCAAAAUCGGUAGACGGUGUUCAAUCAAGUAGUGAAAAUGCAAAUGCGAUUCCUUGCAAGUAUCUGUAUACAUACAGACGCUUACACAUAGCCACAUGAGUAGUUGAAUUUGCGGCAUAGACAUAAAGUUAAGUUCAUGACAAUCACAAGGAAGAGCGGCCAAAACAGUUGCAGUCCAGUCGAGUUUGGCAAAGGACCUAAGCAGAGUUUGUUCCUCUUUCUUUGGCAAUUUGAAUGUCGAAGUUUACCUGAGCUAAGCAAAAAAAAAAAUAAAGUAAAGCUUUGUGGGCACUCAUCAAGCGCCUCGCAUAAAUACUUAAAUACACCUACAUAUACGCGCUGUUUAACGGUUUAACUUAAAUAAAAGGCGAUAAAGUGAUUUCAAUAUAUCCGUCUAUGAUAUGUAAUUGACUAAUAUGUACAUAUGUACAUGCAUACACACCAACCGCCUCAAUUCUUGAGCAAUAACAUCGUCCACACAACAUAAGCUAGCUGCAAAAAAAAAACAACAACAAGAGCAAAACAUAAUCAUUAGUAAACAUUAUUGAAAAGCAUAGCCACACGGCGGCAAAUCGAGGUGUUCUGUGGAAAAUCGUCUUAUCGGCCUUUCAGUUUUCUGCGAAGCAUAAACGCGCCAGGUCGACCCGCUCCCGCUGAGCCAAUGAGUGCUCGGAUUUUAGAACUCUUUUACUACGAGCUCAAACGUAUUUGUGUACAUAUGUAGGUGGUAAUAAAAAACGUGUUGAAAGCUUUGAGAACUCACUGAAUUGCAAACAAUUAAGUGAUUGACAAUAAAGUGUAACAACUUACUUACAUACAUAUGUAUAAACAAUUUUAAAAACUUUGGUUUUCGAAAAAGAGUAAUUAAUUAAUUGUAAAAAUCUAAACAAUUUUGGUGUGAAAAUUUCGUGAAAAUGGUUAUGUCGGAGUUACGCUGGAGCACCGGACCUAAAGACAAUAACAAUUUGUUGAAGCAUGAUUUGUUGAAGACACCCACAAGUGGGCAUAUCAUGCAGAAUAGAUAUAUCAGUCGUCUAGCGCGAUCUCCUUCGCCGUUGCAAUAUGCUGCCUCGGACUGUGGCGAUAACAACUCAGUAGCGGGGAAUUCCAGCGACCGUUGCCUCUCGCCGCAGAGUCCGCCGUCGAUAUUUGCUGCGCCAUCGGAAGAACACCAACAUCAGCAUCAUCAUCAACUGCCGGCGCUGAAGUCUCAUCUGCUGGAUGUGUUGAACCGAGCUGACCACGCGUUGGACUGCAAAUUGACUGGUCUCCAAAAGGAAGCCGUGGCCGAAACCUUGCGAGACGCUGAGUCUGGUGCGCUGAAUUUGACUAGUGAGAGUUCACGCCAGAGCUUGCAGUCGACGUCACCAUCAUUGAAAUCGCUGCGCGCUAGUCGCUCCUCGCCUGCUACGCCCGCCACCGACAGCAGUGCCGCACACCUCCCAUUCAGCACCAACACAUUUCACAUGCCAAACAUUGCCUCGCAACAGACACAACUCGCACAAUUGGCCGCCAGUGCGGGUCUGGGCCUUGGGAGCCCGCUAUAUCCACACGCGCUCGGCACCGCGAUCUCCCCCCAGGAUUUUACACAAUUCCAGCAAACGCUGCAGCAACAACAGACCACAUUGCAUCAACAAUUCCAGAGCUAUAUCGAGAUCUUACGCAGUGGCUCGCUGGGCAUCGCGCCGGAUGACCCCACUAUGGCCACACAAAUCGCAGCCGCACAGUUCCUAUUCCACAGUCGCGUACAAGCGCUCACGCAAGCGACGCAGCAGUUGCAGUCGCUGCAGAAGCAGCAGGAGCUGCAGAAACAGCCGCACUUGCAAUCACAUCAACAACAACAACAUCAAUUGGAGGAAACACCGAAAUCUCGUAGCGCACAUCCCGCGACCCCCACGCAGCACACGCCCAUACAAAGUCCCGCCUCAUCGCCAUCGCUACAAAUGAAUUUCAACGCGAACUCGCACAAUCAAAUAACACCGCCCAAUCCGGGUACUAGUCUCAAAGUGAGCGGCAUACUCACGCCGAACACCAUUAGCGGUGCGCCCCAGACGCCGCAAAUGUUGAAACAAGCGGCUGGUGCAGCGCAGCGUUUGGCAGGCGAGCCCUCGCCAGAGGAGACGACAGAUCUCGAGGAGCUCGAGCAGUUCGCCAAAACAUUUAAGCAGCGCCGCAUCAAGUUGGGAUUCACGCAAGGUGACGUCGGCUUGGCUAUGGGCAAACUGUACGGCAAUGACUUCUCGCAGACGACGAUCUCGCGGUUUGAAGCCCUGAAUCUGAGUUUCAAGAAUAUGUGCAAGCUGAAGCCGCUGCUGCAGAAAUGGUUGGAGGACGCGGAUCGUACAAUACAGGCGACUGGCGGCAUUUUUGAUCCAGCUGCGCUGCAAACCGUUAGCACGCCCGAAGUAAUGGGCCGUCGCAGGAAAAAGCGCACAUCCAUUGAAACGUCGAUUCGUGGCGCUCUCGAGAAGGCCUUCAUGAUGAAUCAGAAGCCCACGAGCGAGGAGAUCACCCAACUGGCCGACCGUCUGUGCAUGGAGAAGGAGGUUGUGCGAGUUUGGUUCUGUAACCGACGGCAAAAGGAGAAACGAAUCAAUCCCUCCAUGGACAGUCCGACCGGGGAGCACGGCAGUGAGUCACCCUAUAUGAUGAUGAUGCAGUGAAGGCUUUCAAAGAAGUAAUACCCCGCGUUGUGUUGCAUAUUUUUGUAAUCGUAAAUUUGCAUGCCACGAAAGGUUGAUCCAACACUACAGUUAUACGUCCGUACAGUGCUUUGCGGAUAACGGUGUGCUAUUUUGCGGUUAAUCCUUAAAGAAACAGAAAAUCGUCCGCGAAACUCUGUUUAUGGUAAUAAAAUUUAUGACAGACAUUUACAGUUAUUUUCAUAAUAUAUACAUUGAGGUAAACUUUGAAAAGUUCCAGCUACGUCUAAUCUGUAUCCGAAGUAUUCCUUGUGUGCAACGUUUUUCAAAUAAGUUUACCGUAAAUAUGUAUUAUUACUUAAUGUUUAUUUGUAAGUAAUUGCAUAUGUAUGUGUU
Ceratitis capitata (Mediterranean fruit fly) is the source of this 3451-nucleotide messenger RNA. RefSeq names its product protein nubbin (gene nub). The transcript has 4 exons. The record is from RefSeq and is a predicted model, not a curated record. Gene Ontology annotation, molecular function: DNA-binding transcription factor activity, RNA polymerase II-specific; RNA polymerase II cis-regulatory region sequence-specific DNA binding. NCBI's taxonomy places the organism in Eukaryota, Metazoa, Arthropoda, Insecta, Diptera, Tephritidae. Bases 1328 to 3076 code for a protein of 582 amino acids. Gene Ontology annotation, biological process: regulation of transcription by RNA polymerase II.